CGAAGCUGCAGCAUCCUCCGUGCGGGCGUGUCUCCGCGGCUUAUCUUGCCCUCCUCCUCCUCGUCUUCCUCGGACUGCCGGCGCGAUGGCGAAGCCGCUGACGGACGGCGAGAGGCGGAAGCAGAUCAGCGUGCGCGGGCUGGCGGGGCUGGGCGACGUGGCCGAGGUGCGGAAGAGCUUCAACCGGCACCUGCACUUCACGCUCGUCAAGGACCGCAACGUGGCCACGCGCCGCGACUACUACCUGGCGCUGGCGCACACGGUGCGAGACCACCUGGUGGGCCGCUGGAUCCGUACGCAGCAGCACUACUACGAGCGCGACCCCAAGCGCAUCUACUAUCUUUCCCUGGAAUUCUACAUGGGCCGCACACUGCAGAACACGAUGGUGAACCUGGGCCUUCAGAACGCCUGUGACGAAGCCAUCUAUCAGAUUGUUUAA
Physeter macrocephalus (sperm whale) is the source of this 439-nucleotide messenger RNA. RefSeq names its product glycogen phosphorylase B (gene PYGB). Bases 86 to 439 code for a protein of 117 amino acids. Gene Ontology annotation, biological process: glycogen catabolic process. The record is from RefSeq and is a predicted model, not a curated record. Gene Ontology annotation, molecular function: pyridoxal phosphate binding; glycogen phosphorylase activity. Gene Ontology annotation, cellular component: cytoplasm. Lineage: Eukaryota; Metazoa; Chordata; Mammalia; Artiodactyla; Physeteridae. The transcript is spliced from 3 exons.